GGCGGCACAAGAGGGGCAACGCACCUUUCUCACACGACCGAGGAACAGCAGCGAGAGGACGGGUCAGGAAAGAGUGGCACUGAGAAAGGAAGAGGAAUAGCUGAGAAGAUAUGGUGCGCUCAUCUGAACAAGGGAUCCCUGCCUGGGUCUAUGUUGGCACCCUGUUCUUUUUCAUCAACUUCCACUCAGUCACGGUUACAGGGGCUGCUCUGAAGCAGGAGGCUGCGUUGGACAGCGGCGCCACGGUGCUGAACAACUCCAUGGGUUUGGUGCAGCGCAUGGAGACGCUGCUGGCCUUGGGGAAUGGCAGUGAUGUCAGCCUCCGCGUGCAGACCAUCAACACGGACGAGGUGAAGGUGAUCCAGGCCCACAGCCUGCUACUCACCCUGCAGAGUGACGUGUUUGAGGAUCUGCUGCUCAGCCGCAACACCAGCACUGUGGUUUUGAGGGAGACGCCCGAGUGUGCAGCUGUCUUUGACAAGUUCAUCAGGUAUCUGUACUGUGGUGACAUCUCACUGCGGCUAGAUCAGGCCAUCUCUCUGCAUAAGCUGGCCAGCAAGUAUCAUGUGUGGGGCUUGCAGCAGGGUCUGACCCAAUAUAUGACCCAGCAUCUCUCUAGUGACUCCCCAACGGGUCAUGUGGUCGGUUGGUACAACUACGCACAACAAAUCGGGGACCUGGCCCUGCGGGACAGCUGCCUGCAGUACCUGUCCUGGAACCUAUCUUCUGUGCUGCAGAGCGGGGAAUGGGGUUCCAUCAGUGAAGACCUGCUCCUCUCCUUGCUCCAGCGCUCUGACCUAAUUUUGCAGAGUGAGCUGGAGCUUUACGAGGCCCUGGAGGCCUGGAUUAGCCAGAACCAGCCCAUCAGUUCGACAGUGGAGAGUGCCCUUAAGGCUGUUCGGUAUGGCAUGAUCCCACCCCAGCACCUCUUCCGUCUUCAGAGGCAAUCGGCCCUCAUGCUCAAAUAUUACGAGUCCAUCCGCGAUCUCCUCUACCUGGCAUUCCAAUUUCACGCCGCCUCGCCUAUCCAGCUGGCCAAGUACUUUGAUGUCAACUGCAGCAUUUUCACUCCCCGAAACUACCUGUCCUCCUCCUGGGGUUCCCCUUGGGUCAUCAAUAACCCCACUCGUGAUGACCGCAGUUUCAGCUUCCAGACUCAGCUCGGGCCCAGCGGCCAUGACUCCAGUAAGAGGGUGACAUGGAACGCCCUCUUCUCCCCUCGCUGGCUCCCGCUCAGUGCCAGGUCAACCUACACUGAGCUGGGCGCUAUGCAGCCCACCCGCACAGACGGAGGCCGGCCGCGAAUUAUUGUAACACCAGCCACCUCCAGUCCAGACUUUGCUGGAGUGAGUUUCCAGAAGACGGUGAUUGUAAUGGCAAAACAGCAAGGAAAAGUGGUGGUUCGCCACGUCUACAACUUCCACCAAAGCACAGAGGAGGCCGGGGAUUUCCUGGUCGACGCUGACCUGCAGCGCCGUGCAUCCGAAUACCUCAUUGACAGCUCCCUCUAUCUGCACGUUAUUGUAAAACCCCUCUACCAUACCCUCCUCGUCGCUAGGAAAUGAAGGCAGGAAAUUGGCGUGGCCUCAUCAUCCAACCUCCACCCACACAAUCACAUUAACAUAUUCUAAAGUAAAGUGCAGUCAUAUCACAGGCACGCAUGCUUAUGUGUCAGGUCUGUGACAUCUCCAUUGUUAUUUAGGUUUUACAUUUAGUCGUCUUCCAACUAUUUAGCAGGGAGUAGUCUGGUACAAUAAAGGAGUCAGAGUUUGACAGCUCAGCUUUGAUUAUAACAUCAGUGGUGGUGGAUGGGGGGGGGGAUUAUUUCAUGCAUACUAAGUAAACAAAAUCACUGUACUGUAUCUGUUCAAGUAUUUUAUUAUAGUCUGACUGUUUGUCCCUUGAAUGUAUUAAAUCUGUGUGAUGGCAAAAGUACUGUAGAAAAUUACUUAAAAAUAAACUGUAAUGGAAGUUAAAUUUAGGCCUUUCACAAUUCUGAAUUGAAAAAUGUGGAAUUAAAGUACGGUCCUAUUAUCAGUAUUCCUUUGUGUACAGUAGUUGACUUGUAAGACAGUUGAUCCAGUGGUAUUUUUUUCAAUUAUUUACAGUUACACAAGCAUUAUCUUCUUGCUUUUAAAGCAACUUUAGAAAAGUAUGCAUUUUCAUCCUGAAACCAAUAAAAUACAAUAAAGUAAAUAUAUG
Molecule: messenger RNA, 2202 nt
Organism: Platichthys flesus (European flounder)
Lineage: Eukaryota; Metazoa; Chordata; Actinopteri; Pleuronectiformes; Pleuronectidae
Product: BTB/POZ domain-containing protein 17-like
Exons: 3
Coding region: 111-1565 (484 amino acids)
Molecular function (GO): protein binding
Source: RefSeq, a predicted model, not a curated record